Molecule: messenger RNA, 1969 nt
Organism: Theobroma umbraticum
Lineage: Eukaryota; Viridiplantae; Streptophyta; Magnoliopsida; Malvales; Malvaceae
Gene: ACR1
Product: ACT domain repeat 1
Source: RefSeq, a predicted model, not a curated record
AAAAAAAUAAAUAACCCGAGUGAAAAAAGAUUCAGUGUUUUUGUUUGUUUUGAUUAUUCUCUUGAAAAACCAAGAAGCCAAGAAGGAAAAGAACAAAAAUUCUUUGGACUUAAAUAGGAGGGUUUCCAAGUUUGGAUAGGAGUCUUCUUUUUUUUGUUUUUUUUGGGUCCGUUCACCAUUUGUUUCGGUUCUCUAUCUCUGUUUCCAAGAAAAAACCUUUCUAUACUUAGCAUAAACCACAGGGAAAAGAGCAGAAAAGAAAAGCUUUCAGCACCAUCAAUUAUUUGGUUUCCAUGCUUUGAUCAGAAGGUUUUGGUUUCUGCAGUUCAACCCAGUUUUCUCAUCUCUGAAUACAAAGACUUUACUCUCCGAAUGAAGCAAUCUUGAAGCUCUCUUCCGAUAAACAAGAUGGAGAUUGUUUACCAGCCUUACAUUGAUCCUGAGUUUGAGUCACUCAUUGAAAGGAUUCAUCCUCCCAGAGUUUGUAUUGACAACGACGCAUACCAAGACUGCACGCUUGUAAAGGUGGAUAGUGCAAACAGGCACGGGAUUUUGCUGGAUAUGGUCCAAGUUUUGACAGAUCUUGACCUUGUUAUAUCCAAGUCGUACAUUUCCUCUGACGGUGGAUGGUUCAUGGACGUGUUCCACGUGACAGACCAGCUUGGGAACAAACUUACUGACGAGAGCCUUAUUCUUUAUAUCCAACAGGCAAUUUGUUCUACUAGGAGAGGAGGGAUUCCAAAGGAAUUACAAGCAUUCCUCAAAAGGGCAGUGAGGCCGUGUCACGUCUCAACAGAGCAUACAGCCUUGGAGAUGACUGGGAGGGACAGGCCUGGCCUCAUGUCGGAGAUAUCAGCAGCUCUAUACGGAUUGGGAUGCCAUGUCACUGCAACUGUGGUCUGGACCCAUAACGCCCGCAUGGCCUGCAUAUUCCAUGUAGAAGAUGGGUUCAAGGGAGGGCCCAUCAUGGAGCCGAAUCGGCUGGCAGAAGUACAGGAAAAGCUAGAGAAUGUGGUUGAGGCCCAUCAUGAUAGUGGUGAGCAGCGGAGCGUCAGGUUAACUGCUCCGGCAGCUGGUCGGACACACACGGAGCGGCGGCUCCACCAGUUGAUGUAUGCCGAUAGAGAUUACGAGCAAUGUCGGGGCUGCGAUGGCAGCUGCAGGCACUGGAAGGGGUGUACCAAGACUCACGUGACGAUAGAGACUUGUAGGGAAAAGGGGUACUCAGUGGUGCAUGUAAGGAGUAGGGACAGAAUCAAGCUAUUGUUCGAUACAGUUUGUGCCUUAACCGAUAUGCAAUAUGUGGUGUUCCAUGCAGCGGUUAGCUCAAAUGGCUCCAUGGCUAAUCAGGAAUAUUUUGUAAGGAGGCAGGACGGCUGCAGUUUGGUUACAGAGGAUGAAAGACACAGACUUACACAAUGUUUGAUUGCAGCAAUAGAACGAAGAGUCUCACGUCAGGGAUUGAGACUGGAUGUAUGUACUCAAAACAAGAUGGGAUUGCUCUCCGACCUGACCAGGGUGUUUCGAGAGAAUGGGCUAUCAAUAACCAGGGCGGAAAUAGGGACGCAUGGGGAGAGAGCAAUCGGAUCUUUCUAUGUUACAGAUGCUUCAGGGCAUGACGUGAAUCCGAGGACGGUGGAAUUGGUGAGACAAGAGAUUGGGGGAUCUGCUUUGGUGGUAAACAAGUCUCCCGAUAUGACUUCUCGAGCUUCUUCAUCAAGUAUUAGCAGAAGCAGCAGUGGUGAAGUGGAAGAACGGCCGAGAUUUUCAUUAGGAAAUUUGUUAUGGUCUCAGCUUGAGAGAAUUUCAGGGAAUUUCGGGCUCAUUAAAUCGUGAGGAGUUCCUAACACACGAACUUCUUUCAGGCUGUACCUGUACCCUUGUCUGUACAUAAGUUUGUGUAAACAAAGUAGUUUUCUUUGUUUUUUAAUGAUUAUAUUAUAGUAGUCUCUUGAUCUCUUUCUAGUCA